Hydra vulgaris (swiftwater hydra) is the source of this 768-nucleotide messenger RNA. RefSeq lists its product as uncharacterized. The record is from RefSeq and is a predicted model, not a curated record. Lineage: Eukaryota; Metazoa; Cnidaria; Hydrozoa; Anthoathecata; Hydridae.
UAUGUUUAUAGACACAUUUGAGUUCUUUUAUGUAACAAGCUUUCUGUAAUUUUCCCAUGUAUUGCUGAUAGUAAUAGCUAAUCAGUAAAGUAACCUGUAAGACCUUGUUGGUUAAUAGAAAAGUUCUUCAGCUAACUUCACUUAUUCGCUAUUUUUUAUAAUUUUUUUUAUUUUUUGGUGUCCCACAGGCCACUGGCUAAAGUAUAAUGAACUGGCCCAUAUCGUUUUAUCAAUUGGUGGUUUAUAUCUUGCCAGAUUUUUUGGCAGUUUUCAGUGUUUUUUAAUUUAGGAACGUUGGUGACAGUUAUUGAAGAAGAUCUGAAAUGGUCUGUACUAGUGGUCACUGAAGUGAUGCAAAGGAAUCAACUAAGAAAAUCUUCUUCCGAAAUUGUGUUUGUAGAUACUACCUCAUCUUGUGAUAUCUCACAAACAAAUGUUACAAUUGUGUCUACAUCAAGUUCCGCAGGAUGUAUCCCUAUUGCUAUUCUAUAUCAUGCUAAUAAAACUGAAGAGAAUUAUGAGCAAGCAUUCAAACUUCUUAAAUUAGAAUGCCCAAGAUGUUUUGGAGGAUCUGAGGAGCCCCAAGUUUUUAUGCUGGAUGACUCAAGUGAAGAAAAAAAUGCACUAAGUUCUGUAUGGCCAACAGCAACAAUGUUAUUAUGUUAUUUUCAUGUAUUACAAGCACAAUGGCGUUGGUUGCUUAAAAAAGCUGCAAAAACUGAUCGUCAAAAACUUUUUUUACCAUUUGUUUAAAAAUGUAUUUAAGUU